AUGGCCGCAAGGUCGUGGUUGCUGCUUCUUUGCCUCGCUGCUGCCGCCGGUUGCGUCGUGCUCAAAGCUCGUGCCCAGCCUGACAGCAUCGGUUUCAUCAACAUAGACUGCGGCAUGCCCGGGACGGCGAGCAGAGUGGACGACACCACCAAGCUGUCAUACGCGCCGGACGCCGCCUUCACCGUCGACGCCGGCUCGAACCACAACAUCUCGGCCGAGUACGUGACGCCGCAGCUCCCAAGGGGCUUCCACGACCUGCGCAGCUUCCCCGACGGGGCGGCGCGCAGCUGCUACACGCUCCGGUCCCUGGAGGCCGGGCUCAAGUACCUCGUCCGCGCCUUCUUCAUGUACGGCGACUACGACGGCCUCCGCCGGCCGCCCGUCUUCGAGGUCUACGUCGGCGUCAACUUCCUGAGCACGGUGAACGUGUCGGAACCGGGCGUCCCGGAGAUGCUAGAGGCGAUCGUCGUCGUCCCCGACAGCUUCCUUCAGCUCUGCCUGGUGAACAUCGGCUCCGGGACGCCGUUCGUCUCUACGCUGGAGCUGAGGCCUCUCAAGACAAGGUUCUACCCGCAGGCCAACGCCACGCACGGGCUGGCACUGGUGGGCAGGGCCAAUUUCGGACCGACCAAUGACUCGUACGCCGCCAUCGUCAGGUACCCUGAUGAUCCCCAUGACAGGCUAUGGAUCCCUUCCGUGGACGCCGCCAACUGGACCGUGAUAUCGACGACGAGCUGGGUGCAGAACAUACACAAGGAUCUGUUCGGGGCGCCGUCCAAGGUGAUGCAGACGGCGAUCACGCCGCGCAACGCCUCCAAGAACAUCGAGCUGUUCUGGGAGCCCAAGCCGGUGCCCAAGGACCCGUCCCUGGGCUACAUUACCGUCAUGCAUUUCUCCGAGCUGCAGGAACUGCCGCACGGCGCCGUGCGCCAUAUCUACAUCAGUUUUAAUGGCCGGUACGUGGAGGAUUUCACGCCCGAUUUGCUGUACGCCGAGACCGCCUACAACGUCAUCCCCGUAGGGGGCUACGCACGGUACAACGUUUCUCUGAACGCCACCGCCAACUCCACGCUGCCGCCGAUCAUCAACGCCAUGGAGGUUUUCUCGCUCUUCCCCACCACCAACGUCGGCACCGACUCCAUUGACGUGGCUGCCAUCACGGCGAUCAAGGACAAGUAUAGUGUGCGGAAGAACUGGAUGGGUGACCCGUGCUUUCCCAAGGCUCUUGCUUGGGACCGGUUGGCUUGCAGCUAUGCCGUUUCCAGCCCUCCAAGAAUCACAAGUUUGGAUCUGUCAAACAAUAACUUGACGGGGUCAAUUCCUGACGCCCUUUCAAAGUUACCUUCAUUAGUACUACUAGAUUUGACAGGGAACCAACUCAGUGGAUCAAUCCCCUCUGGGCUUCUCAGAAGAAUUCAAGACGGCUCCCUGAAUUUGAAGUACGGAAAUAAUCCACACCUUUGCACCGAUGGCAAUUCAUGCCAAGAUGUGAAGGGGAAGAGCAAGCUAACGGCUGUCUACAUUGCUGUCCCUGUUGCUCUAGCUGUGGUUGCAGUGGUAGUACUGCUCCUUUGCUUCAUCAUAAGACGAGAAAAGCACGGAUCGGUGAGCAGCAGGUCUGCGAAGCCACGGAUUGAGCCGACAGACAAUGCCCAUGAUGAUCACAGCUCACUGCAACAGAGGAACCGUCAGUUCACCUACAAGGAGCUGCAGAUUAUAACGAAGAACUUCCAGACUGUGCUCGGCAAGGGAGGCUUCGGCGUCGUCUACGAGGGCUUCUUGGAGGAUCGCACCCAGGUUGCGGUGAAGCUGCGGUCUCAGACGACAUCCGACAAAUCAGACCAUGGUGUGAAGCAGUUCCUCGCCGAGGUUGAGAUCUUAACAAGGAUUCAUCACAGAAAUCUCGUCUCCAUGAUUGGUUACUGCAAGGACGGGGACCACCUGGGACUUGUCUACGAGUACAUGCCACUUGGAACCUUGCAGCAACACAUUGCAGGAAAUGAUGGAAGAUACUUAACCUGGAGACAAAGGCUUCAGAUCGCCCUAGAAUCAGCAUUAGGGUUGGAAUAUCUACACAAGGGUUGCAGCCCGCCUCUCAUUCACAGAGAUGUGAAAUUGGCCAACAUCUUACUGAGUGCGAGGCUGGAGGCCAAGAUUGCUGAUUUUGGCUUGUCCAAGGCUUUCAACCAUGACGACACUCACGUAGCCACUGCUACGAUUGCUGGUACUCCCGGAUAUUUGGAUCCAGAGUACCGUGUAACAGGUAAACCGACAUCAAAGAGUGACGUAUAUAGCUUUGGCGUCGUGCUGCUAGAGCUGGUCGCCGGGAGGCCAGCCAACCUGCGUGACCCAGAGAACACCAGCAUCAUUCAUUGGGCGCGGCAGCGGCUAGCCCAGGGCAACAUCGAGGCCGUGGUGGACCCUCGCAUGGGUGGCAACCAUGACAUCAACAGCGUGUGGAAGGUCGCGAAUAUCGCGCUCAGCUGCACCGCGGAAGCGUCGGCGGAGAGGCCCACCAUGACCGACGUGGUGGCCGAGCUUCAGGAGUGCCUCGAGCUGGAGAAGGGCCACGCCAGCGGGGACGACACGAGUGGCCACUUCUAUUCCGCCAACGGCAGCGACCGGCCGCAGGACAAUGAUCACUCCACUGAUGUAAGCCGGAGUAGCACUACUUUCGAGGUGGAGGUGGAGCGUAAUUUCGGGAGGGUGCCAACAAUGCCCACAGGUCCAGCAGUACGAUGAAGAGCUUUGCUGCCUAGGGCUCGUAGCGUGAGAGUAGCUAGUCUCUUACAUUUAUUGGAUCGUUUUGCUUUAAAACAUCAAAUGGUGGUAAUUUGUGCCUAGGGCCUUGUUUAGUUUCAAAUUUUUUUGGAAAAUUAAC
Messenger RNA from Sorghum bicolor (sorghum), 2881 nucleotides. Its product is annotated as putative leucine-rich repeat receptor-like protein kinase At2g19210. Gene Ontology annotation, molecular function: ATP binding; protein kinase activity; protein binding. The record is from RefSeq and is a predicted model, not a curated record. Lineage: Eukaryota; Viridiplantae; Streptophyta; Magnoliopsida; Poales; Poaceae. Gene Ontology annotation, biological process: protein phosphorylation. The coding region runs from base 1 to 2742 and encodes 913 amino acids. The transcript is spliced from 11 exons.